Messenger RNA from Pleuronectes platessa (European plaice), 1847 nucleotides. RefSeq names its product zinc finger protein Gfi-1b. The coding region runs from base 423 to 1391 and encodes 322 amino acids. Gene Ontology annotation, biological process: regulation of transcription by RNA polymerase II. The transcript is spliced from 6 exons. Gene Ontology annotation, molecular function: RNA polymerase II cis-regulatory region sequence-specific DNA binding; DNA-binding transcription factor activity, RNA polymerase II-specific. The record is from RefSeq and is a predicted model, not a curated record. Lineage: Eukaryota; Metazoa; Chordata; Actinopteri; Pleuronectiformes; Pleuronectidae.
CCCUUCCUCUUACGUCUGCCUUACCUUGGUCAGCCUGAUGAUCAGCUGGGGCCUUUCUGCAGCAGCUCCACAGCGUGCAGCAGGAGCAGGACGGACACUGUGUUCCUAUACCAGUGUGUAGUGUUUGUAUACUUUGUAUGUAAGGAGGAGGCAGCAGGGUUAAAGUGUUUCGGCUCGGAUGUGUCAGAGCUGAAACACUUCCUCAUCCUGCUUCACUCUCAUUACUGUCAACAUCACCGACACACGGCCAGGCUCAGAACAGACUGGCUUCAUACUGAAUGUGACCCACUGGUUCCAUAUCGUCUUACUUAAGUUGAAAAAGUCUCGUACCUUUGUCAAACUACCAGCGUGAAGGUUGUGUGUGACUUUAGGAAGCACCGGAGGAAUGUGAGAACUGAGCAAGUCCUGCUUCCCUCUGAACGAUGCCUCGUUCCUUCUUGGUGAAGCGCGGAGGGCUGCUCCACUCUCGGCCCGCAGCAGGAAGACCCAGCCCCAGAUCGACCCCAGUGACGUUCAACCAGUUAGAAAAGAAGUUGGCGUCCUCCUGGGAGACGAGACUGAAGGACUCCACAACAGAGACCCCUAAUGAUAACAUAGAGUCCAUCACGUUACUGCAGCCAGACCUUCCUACUGCCACUCACUCACAUGAGAGAGGACACCUUCAGUUACUGAGUCCCAAAUCUUAUGACUGUGGACCUGCUGAGCCUUUGAGCCCGGAUACUUGUAUCCCCGUGGAGAGAGCGGACUCGCACACUCUGACACCCGCCUCUUGGUCCAAACCUCAUGUGAGCUCAGGAUAUCCUGACAAAUCUUCAGCAGUUCUAGGCAACCUAACUCAGCCUCUGAUCCUGAGGGAGACCAGGAGCAGAGGCUGCUCCAAGACCAGUGCUCUGAGGCAAGAGUGUCCACUCUGUAGCAAGAAAUUUUCCUGUGUGUCUAGUCUGAAGACUCACGAAUGCAGGAGUCAUGGAAGCAGAGCACAUCUGUCCCCGGCACACAUCACGUCCAGCAGGACAAAUACUCUGCGUUCACCAUGCAGGGGCAAGGAGCGGACGUUUGGCUGUGCCGUGUGCGGGAAAGUGUUCAAGCGCUCCUCCACCCUCUCCACUCAUCUGCUCAUACACUCAGACACACGGCCGUAUCCCUGCCAGUACUGUGGCAAGAGGUUCCACCAGAAGUCUGACUUGAAGAAACACACCUUCAUUCACACCGGAGAGAAGCCCCACGUGUGUGAUAUAUGUGGGAAGGGGUUCAGCCAGAGCUCCAACCUCAUCACCCACAGCCGCAAGCACAGGGACGACCGUCCCUACCGCUGCCCCAGCUGCCCCUACAGCUUCCAGCUCAGAGUGGAACUGCGGCAGCACCAGGAGCUCCACUGCACCUACCACUGAAUCGGUCUCCAGCCUCCUCUACAAGCAGUGGGAGUGACUUCGGGACAGGACGCCACUGACUGUGUUGUAUUUGUGAAGUCAAAUCUUUCAUCCAAAAGCGAUAGUUGUUUAUAUUUUAGAUUUCUUUUAGGUCACUGAGCAAAGAACAAUGCUGUUCUUGCCCUUCUCACAUUAUCCAGCACAGUGGUGGGAGAUUAUUUCGAACAAAGCUUGGUUAAUUUACUCGUUCACUUGUAAAAAAUGUAGCUGUGCUACUGUUCUCUGUUUCUGUUUUAUAUUUAUAUACAAGGAUGUUGGGUAUUUUUUUAUUUAGCAGUACGUCAAGAGCUGAGAAAAUGGAGAAUCUGAAUCUGAAUCUGAAGGCUCGAAGAUUGGAAGUGAAAAGUAUCACAUUCAUUAUUACAGGAAUUUCACAGUUUUUUAUGAGUCAGACAUUAAUAAAUGCCUUAGGACACA